GCCACGACAGUUGACAAUACACAAAAUAUUGCGCGCGCAACAUCGAUAACCACUACUUUUAUACACCACUUGUAUGUGUGUUGUGGCGUUGCCGAAUCACCGUGUACUCAACAUAAAUUGUUUGACUCAUUCGGUUAGUCAGUAUUUUUAACAAUAACAAAUUUUUAAAAAUCUCAUAAAUAAAACUGACUCCUACUAGUGCAAGCGUGGACGUUACUACUCGUUGUGUAAAUUUGUUACUACCGAAGAAAAACAAAAUUGAAAAGACACAAUGUCAAGCACAUCACAAAAACAUAAAAAUUUCGUGGCUGAGCCUAUGGGAGAAAAGCCUGUUACUGAUUUAGCAGGUGUUGGUGAAGUUCUUGGUAAAAGACUUGAGUCAGCCGGUUUUGAUAAGGCGUAUGUGGUACUUGGUCAAUUUUUAGUCUUGAAAAAAGACAGAGAACUUUUUCAGGAAUGGAUGAAAGAUACAUGUCAAGCAAACACAAAACAAUCUAAUGACUGUUUUCAAUGUUUAUUGGAUUGGUGUGAUGAAUUUUUGUAAUGUACCACAAAAGCAUGCAAUUUAUUUAAAUGUUUGUCAGUGUACUGUUUUUAGUUUCAAUUAUAUAUGAGCAUAUAAUAAUGCUGUCGACCUUAGCUCUUACACAGUUAAAAGCUGCCAAAAACCUUUUAAAAUUUGAACUUACCUUAUUUUAUACUCAUGACAUUUAAUUCUUAUAAAAUGUGCCACUUUUAUGAUGAGGUUGAGAAUUAGUGUAAUAGUUACUGUUUCCUAGAAUUUCUUGUAUUCUUUGCCUUUUCCAUAAUACAUGUAUAUAUAAGAAACUGA
Messenger RNA from Trichogramma pretiosum, 832 nucleotides. It is a transcript of the gene baf, whose product is annotated as barrier-to-autointegration factor. The transcript is spliced from 3 exons. Bases 272 to 544 code for a protein of 90 amino acids. Lineage: Eukaryota; Metazoa; Arthropoda; Insecta; Hymenoptera; Trichogrammatidae. The record is from RefSeq and is a predicted model, not a curated record. Gene Ontology annotation, molecular function: DNA binding.